Molecule: messenger RNA, 1128 nt
Organism: Aphis gossypii (cotton aphid)
Lineage: Eukaryota; Metazoa; Arthropoda; Insecta; Hemiptera; Aphididae
Product: putative nuclease HARBI1
Exons: 4
Coding region: 1-1128 (375 amino acids)
Source: RefSeq, a predicted model, not a curated record
AUGAAUAUAAAUGAGCCAAAGAAAGCUGCAAUUUUAUAUUUUUUAUCAAGUAGUGAUGACGAAGAUGAGGACGUUAUAGAAUUCAUUUUUAAUACACAUCUAAAAAAUAUUAAACCAAAAAUAUCCAAUUAUAUAAUAGAUGUUGUACACAAUUAUUCCGAUCAACAAUUUAAAAAUCAUUUUCGUAUUGAACGAACUACUGCCUAUUUUAUCAUAGACAAAUUUGAAGAAUCCAAAUUUUUUCCUAAAGAGAUUCCUUACACAAUUACAGUUUGUUCUCCAGAGACUCAUAUUUUAUCAUAUUUAUGGUUUUCUGCAAACAAAUGUUGUCUACGUGAUGUAUCGGAACGUUUUGGAGUAGGACUCACUACACAGUACCGUAUUAAUAAUAGAGUUAUGGAUUUUUUGAUUGAUAUUUGUUCAACAUACAUAAAUUUCAAUGAAGGGUUUGAGAAAUUAGCUCAUGAAUUUCAAAAGAUAUCAGGAAUACCAGGUGUUAUUGGAUGUAUUGAUGGAACUUCAAUUCCAAUACGAACUCCUGCUCAUAAAAUAAAAAGUACCUAUACAAAUAGGCAUGACACACCUUCAAUUACUCUUCAAGGUGUAUGUGACUACAAAAAAAGAUUUGUUGAUGUAUUUACAGGUGCUCCUGGUAAAAUACAUGAUUCUAGAGUGUUUGCAUUAUCAGAUUUGAGUAAAAUGCUCUCAAUUAAAUGUGGUAAAAAAUUUCAUUUAAUUGGUGAUGGUGCAUACAGUUUACGAGAGUGGUUGCUUAUUCCAUACAAAGAUUACGGAAGGUUAACAGAUACCCAGAGAUACUUUAAUAAAAGAUUUUGUGCAACUAGAGUGUUGAUUGAGAAUUCAUUUGGACUCCUUAAAUCUAGAUUUAGACAGUUGCUGCAAUUAGACAUUCAUUCUGUAGAUAAAAUAACAAAAUUUAUCGUAUCAUCAUGUGUAUUACAUAAUUUAUGCAUUGAUAUGAAUGACCACAUUAUACCUGAAGAUGUCAAUGAAGAUGAUUUGAGUGUAGUCGAAGAACCAGAUAAUAUAAUGGAUUCAGAAAUGAUACUCAAAAGAAAUGGUGAAAGAAAGCGUGAAGCAAUACAAAAUGGUUUACAAUUUAUGUGA